This is a messenger RNA of Dendrobium catenatum, 1061 nucleotides long. RefSeq names its product mannose-P-dolichol utilization defect 1 protein homolog 2. The record is from RefSeq and is a predicted model, not a curated record. The transcript has 8 exons. Bases 125 to 844 code for a protein of 239 amino acids. Lineage: Eukaryota; Viridiplantae; Streptophyta; Magnoliopsida; Asparagales; Orchidaceae.
UAUCCUGCCGCUCAGACGAAAAUUAGAAAGCCGUAGGUUGGAUUUAAUACAGGGAGACGACGAUCUCGUGGCGUGGCGAUAAAAGGCGACAGCUUUCGGCGAUCCAGCGCGGGUGACGGCGAAGAUGGCAUUGGAGCUUGAAAUAUUGGGGAUGAACUUUGGCUGCGUUCUUGGGGCACUCAGCGCUGGGAAGUUCCCGGAGAAGGAUUGCCUUCUUCCGCUCCUGUCGAAGGUCAUCGGCUACUGCAUCAUUGCAGCCUCCACCACCGUCAAGGUCCCUCAGAUAAUUAAGAUACUGAAGAACAAUAGCAUCAGAGGACUUAGUGUUGCGGCUUUUGAACUUGAGGUUGUGGGCUACACGAUAGCUCUUUCAUACUGUCUUCAUAACGGUCUCCCUUUUUCUGCAUAUGGGGAGUUAGCAUUUCUUUUAGUUCAAGCUAUAAUUUUAGUUGCCAUCCUCUACUACUAUUCAUCGCCAAUUGGAGUUAAAAUAUGGAUAAGGGCCUUGCUAUAUUGUGCUGUGGCGCCUACAAUAUUGGCAGGUCAAAUAGAUCCUGUUCUGUUUGAAGCUCUAUAUGCUUCUCAGCAUGCUAUAUUUUUUUGUGCUAGAAUUCCUCAAAUAUGGAAGAAUUAUAAAAACCAAAGCACUGGAGAGCUGAGCUUUGUUACAUGUCUUAUGAAUUUUGGUGGAUCUAUUGCCAGAGUUUUUACGAGCAUACAGGAGAAAGCACCAACAAGCGUUCUUUUGGGUUCUUUCCUUGGAAUAUUCACAAAUGGCACCAUCUUGAGCCAGAUGUUUGCUUAUCAGAAGCCCCCAGCAAAGAAGGAGAAGAAAGUGCAGUAAAUCAUUUGUAAGCUUUUAGCUUUUUACUUUGAAUCAUCGAUCUUCUACGAGACUAGUAGGAGGCUUAAUGGUGUUGUUUUAGCUUCUAAUACUCAUUAAAUGUUUUUUUUUUAAUGUUUUCCUUGUUGCUCAUCUGUAUUGUCUUUAUUUUUGUUACUUUACUGGUUCCAACGCUAUUAUUAUUCAUAAAUCUCCACAUCAGUCUACAUUUUGCUCA